Molecule: messenger RNA, 7728 nt
Organism: Esox lucius (northern pike)
Lineage: Eukaryota; Metazoa; Chordata; Actinopteri; Esociformes; Esocidae
Gene: tg
Product: thyroglobulin
Exons: 50
Coding region: 1-7509 (2502 amino acids)
Biological process (GO): thyroid hormone generation
Source: RefSeq, a predicted model, not a curated record
AUGGCGCAGAGGGAGAUGGUUUUUCUGGUGACCUCCGCGCUGCUGUGCGGCCUUCAUCUGUCUGAGGGGAAGAUUUCAGAAUACCAGUUGGAGUCAGAGACCCUCAGCCACUGUGAGUUGCUACGAGGCCUUGCUUCAUCCCGGCAACAAGACCAUGUUUAUCAGUGCUCAGAGGAUGGACGGUUUAGACACAUCCAGUGCGGGCUGAGCGGUGUGGAGUGCUGGUGUGUGAAUGCCGAGGGAGCUGAGAUCUCCGGGACCAGACGAAACGGAACGGCUGUCAACUGUCUGACUUCCUGCCAGCUCCACAGACAGCAGGCCUGGCUGGAUGGCGAAGCCCCGCUGGUGCCCCGAUGCCAGACCUCCGGGGAGUACCAACCCGUGCAGUGUGACAGUGCCCAUGGCCAGUGCUGGUGCGUGGACGUGGAGGGCAUGGAGAUCUAUGGCACCCGGCAGAAUGGAAAGCCCUCUCAGUGCCCCGGCAGCUGUGAGGUCCGAUCACGUCGUCUCCUCCAUGGUGUUGGGGAGAGCUCCCCGCCUCUGUGCUCGGCUGACGGCUCCUUCUUGCCCGUGCAGUGCAAGUUUGUCAACACUACUGACAGGAUGGUCUUUGACCUGCUCCACACUUUCAACAGGUUCCCCAAAGUAUUCCAGACCUUCAGCAGCUUCAGACAGACAUACCCUGGGGUGUCCAGUUACUGUUUCUGUGCUGACAGCAGAGGCAGAGAACUUCCUAGCACAGGCGUAGAGCUUUUCCUAGACGAGGUGUACGACACAGCCUUCUCUGGCCUGGAAUCGGGCCGUUCUUUCUCCCAGACCAACAUUUAUCGUAUCCUACAGAGGAGGUUCCUGGCCCUCCGAUUGGCUACAACUGGCAGGUUCAGAUGCGCGUCCCCUUGUGAGAGCGAGCGAACCGCUGCGAUUGCAGCCGGCGGUGUCUUUGUGCCAUCCUGUGAUGCUAGCGGCGGUUACGUGCCAGUCCAGUGCCAGGCCGGGGGGCAGUGCUGGUGUGUCGACAGCGAAGGGAAGGAGAUCUCUGGGACGCGACGACUAGGAGGAACCCCUGACUGUGGUGCUGCUCUGAAGGACUGUCCGUCUGAGCGCCGUCAGGCCCUAUCCCGACUCCUCUCUGGCCCCUCAGGGCAGGACCCCCCGACACACCCAGACCGCCUCUCUCCCUGUCACCCCCAGCUGCACCAGCUCCUCCUGGGGUCUCUCCCCGAGUCGGACCGAGACAAUUUAGAAGACGUCCUUGCCGAGACUGUCCAGGGACUGUUCCCUAGUGGAGCGAUGGCCCUCAAAGCCCUGGCCCUGGCCUCCGACCCCAAGAGGCUCCUGGAGAACUUGUUCGGGGGAAAGUUCUUGAGGAACACAGUGAGCUUUAACUUCACAGGGGCUGUCGGAGUCAGUGGCACACACAAGUUCAGCCAGGCCCAUCCGAAAACCAACCAAGACCUGGUAAAACUCAUCAGCGCCACCCUAGAGAACCCAGACUUCCUUUCUGCCCUGGGCCAAACCAUCCUCCUAUACAAAGCACAGGACAGCACCCGGAUAGGUGAGCUCCUCAGGACUCAGUUUGAUAGCGCCCAAUCAGGUGGCUGUGAGAGGGAUCCCUCUGCCCUGUACGUGCCCAGCUGCCAUGACAACGGUCAGUAUGAGGACGUCCAGUGCCAUGGCUCAGAGUGCUGGUGUGUUGACCCCCGAGGUCAAGAGGUCAUGGGGUCACGAGCCACAGGCAAAAGGCCAAGGUGUCCAUCUCCGUGCGAGGUUGAGCGUGCGGCAGCCCAGAGGGUGAAAUCGAGCCGGGCUGCAGGGGUUGAGAUUUUCUUGCCGAAGUGCGCGGAGGACGGGAGCUAUGUGACCCUACAGUGUCUGGGGAGAAGCUGCUUCUGCCUGGAUCACCAGGGCAACCGCCUGGGAGACCAUCACGACGCCAGCGCCAUUGGACAAGCCUUUCAGUGUCCUUCUCCCUCUCCUCCUCCCUCUCCUCCUCCCUUUCAAGCCCCAGUGGGCUCCUGUGCCCUGGCUGCAGGAGUAGUAGAGGAGUUCCUGGAAGAUGCUGAGCGUCUGAUACUCCUAUCCAACCGCUCUCACACACCUGUGGGCUACAGCUACCUGCUGUCUGAGGGGCUUCGUCUGAGCCCUAACGAACUGCUCCAAGCCCUCCCCACAGAGACCACGCUGCUGUCUGACAAGCUGCUUAGCCAAUCAAAAUCUGCUCUACAACUGGCUGUCCACUCCACCCUUCAGUUCUACUGGCGCAGUCGGUGGGCAUCGUCCUUGGAGGAGAGGACGUCUGUGCUGAUGGGCUACCAGCCCUACAGACCUCAGUGCGACGCCCACGGUCUGUGGGUGCCCACCCAAUGUCACCCCAGCUCAGGUUCCUGCUGGUGUGUGGAUGAGAAAGGAGUCUUUAUCUCCGGCACUCCGGUUAGGCGUCCGACGCGGAGACUGGAGUGCCAGACCCGUUGUCAGAGGGAGCACGACCAGUCUCUGCUUUCUGAUUGGACGUCCAGUUCCUCUUUCACCCCGACAUGUGACACAAGUGGCCAAUUCUCUGUGCUCCAGAAGGACCGUUCAGGCCGAGAUGAAGCCUGGUGUGUCAGUCCCUUCACUGGGGAAGUCCUCCGGCCUGCUGCCUUGAGGCCCACAGGAGGCCCCUCAUGUCCUAGCUGGUGCCAGUUGCUGAAGGACAGCGGUCCCGCCAGACCGGGUUAUGACCCAGAUUGCCAGAUGGAGGGAGCGCUGUUCACCCCUCGGCAGUGUGACCAGACGGACUGCUGGUGUGUGUCUCAGACCGAUGGACAGGAGCUCCCACUGACCAGGACCCCACGCAGCUCAGGGGAUGGUCCUACCUGUGACAGUCCACAGUGCCCAUCUCCCCACUCUGACCCCAUUUCCCAUGGUGAUGUUGUCUGUCUCUCUGAGUUGGUUGGUGGUCAGCAAAGCUGUGACUUAAUCUGUCACCUGGGUUAUGAAAGCACACUUCCUGUGAACACGUUUCUGUGUGACAUGAAGACCAGAAAGUGGAUGACGGAGGCCCCACUUCCUCAAGCCUGCCAGAGACCUCAGGUGCUGCAAACAGUCCAGACGUCUGUUGUGCUGCAGCUCUCUCUGGCUCCAGGUCAGGAACCCUGCAGCUCCUCCCUUUACUCCAGGCUGCAGAUCUCUCUUCUGCAGAACAUGAGGGCCAAGGGUCUCUGCAGUCUGCAGAUGACUUCCUCAGGCCAGUCCGGAGCUGUGUCAGUGUGUGACGACUCCUCUGUGUCGGUGGAGUGCGUGACCGCGGAGAGUCUCCGUGUGGAGGUCAGCUGGAGGGUUCAGCUCUCAGACCUCCCUGUUUCAGCUCUGCCUGACCUGCAUGACAUUGACGUGGCGCUCAGUGCAGAUAGGCUGUUGGAUGGGCUGCUAGGCCUGAUGGGUAGUGAACCCUACCAGUCCCUCGUGACCUCUGAACCAGGGGUUAUCUCGACCUUAGCCCCCAGCUUUGGUUGCUCCAGUGGUUACCAGCGUGUUACGGCAGGAACAGGAUGUGUGGUGUGUCCUGCAGGUACGUUCUCCAGCGGGGGACUGUGUUCCCCCUGCCCCCAGGGUUCCUACCAGGACCAGGAAGGGACCGACUUCUGCACCAUGUGUCCCAAAGGAACCACCACCGCCGCCAACGGAGCCUCCAGCUCAACACACUGUUUGACCGAAUGUCAGCGCAGUGGUCUGAGGUGUUCUGAGGAAGGGGACUUCCUGUCGGCCCAGCAGGACAUCCGGACCAGCAGGUGGCGCUGUGUGACAUCCAGUGGAGAGUCUCUGGACUGGACAUCCACUCGCCUGCCCCUGCUUCCAGAGGAGUGUGCAGUCUUGGAGAAGUUUGAGCCUGUUCCCAGAUCGGCGUUGUCUCUGGAAGCAGAAGGCUCCAUCGUCCUUAGUUCAGAGACAUCCGAUAUGGCCAUUGAGAACCAACUCAGGAAGUGUGUGUCAGUUUGUGCCCAGGACCAGACCUGCCUCCAUGUUGGCCUGUACUCAGACGCAGGACAAACCCGCUGUGACCUCUACAGCACAGACGGAGCUAAUAUCGAGUGCCAGCCCUCGGAGCAAACCAAAGGAUUCCUUGGAAAUCCAGAAGCCGAUGUGUUCUCGUCCCUCAACUGUACCCUGAAGGUGAAAGUGUCUUACAAAGAAGACCUACUGGUCAUCAGGAAGAAAGGUCAUGAAUUUACCACUCAGACCCAGAAGACCUUUGUGAGGCUGGGUUUCCGUAAGGCCGGCUCCGGCGUGUACCGUACGGUGGUGUUUGCAGCUGAGGGAACCUCGCUGACAGAUGUCCAUCGUUUCUGUCAGGAUGAGUGUGCCCGCAACACCUGCUGUGACGGCUUCAUUCUCAAUCAGAACAUUCUGGACAGAGGUGUGAUCAUGUGUGGGCUCUUCAGCUACCCGGACAUAUUGCUGUGCAGUGAGACAGACUGGGACAUGUCAGGCCUGGCCCCGGCUCACAGGAUCUGUGGAGCUGGAUUGACCUACAACAAACUGCAGAAACAGUUUGUCUUCAACUUUGGAGGACAGGACUUUGUCAUCACCGAUGCGGCUUUGCCAGCUUCGAGCAAAAACAAAACCGACUACCAGGCCACCAUUAUUGGGUUCCAGGCCAUUUACCUCUGGAAAGAGUCUGACAUGACCAACCGUGACAAGACCUCAUCAGCCUGCGGCAGUCUUCUCAACCCCCAGGCCACGAAUGUCCUUCUGUCAGAUGCCGUCAAGGAGACGUUUGUACCCCUGGAUGGCAGUGCAGUCGUCGUGGACCCAGAACGGGACAUCCCCAGCCUACAGUUCUGGAUCUUCAGACACCAGUUCUCUGUGCAGCAGGCUCAGUUGUGGUGUCUGAAACGCUGCGAGGAGGAGGAUCUCUGUCACGCCAUCGACGUGAGGGACGAGAGCCCGAUGUACUUUGCGUGUGUCCUGUACCCUGACACCCGAGUGUGUGGCUCCUACGAUAAACCACUCCGACAGGCCUGCAGCAUCCCAUUGCCCCAGCAACCUCAGACCACACACAUCAAGAAGGUUAAUCUCACUGGUAGCGUGGAGAGUUUCUACAGCCGCAUUCCCUUUAAGAAGAUGGUGUCCUAUUCUGUCCGCAGCCGAGUCAACCUGAGUGCCAAGCCUAUCACAGAGGGUUUCCGUGAAUGUGAAAGAAGAUGCGAUGAAGACCACUGCUGUCGUGGAAUUGGAUAUGUCAGGGACACCCAGUCACCUGGAUCAGACAUCCUCUGUCUGACUCUGAACAGCUUUGGCAUCCAGACAUGUGGUGAAGGAGAGCAGACCACCUGGAGAGUCCAGGACUGCAGCCCCUCCAAAGUAGAAGCCGGAGUAUACCCGCUGGGCUGGUACGAGAAACCAGUGAAUCAGUGGACUAGGUCUCCUAGACUGUGCCCGCGUUUCCAACUACGUGCUCCUUCAAGGAAUGUGAGUUUGACUCAGUGGAGACUUCUGGAUGAGUCUUCUACUCUGGUGGAUUCUUCAGUCUCCUCGUUCGACGUCAUCCACAUUAGUAAAGACAUCGCUGCAGACUUGGACCGAACAAAGUCCUGGUGUCUGUCCGAAUGUGAGCAGGAGGAGUCCUGUGUGUCCGUGUCAGUGGAGAGGACCGACUCGGCUGUCCGCUGCGUUCUUUACCCAGAAACCCUGGCCUGUGCCCCCUCCUCCGCCUCCGGAGGUCAGGACUGCCGUCUGGUCAUCAGAGAGCCAGCCCUCCUGGUCUACCGCCGCAAAGAGCUGAGGACAGAGUUGACGUCGGUGUUCAUCCCAGCACACGGUACCCUCCAGGGAGUCGCCACGACAACGCCUCUCGGCCCCUCCUUGAAAACAGUCAGCCAGUUUUUGGGGGUCCCGUACGCACGUCCGCCAGUCGGAGCCCUCCGUUUCGCUGCGCCGAAGCCUGCGGAAUGGACUGCCACUUGGGAUGCUACUGUUGCCAGACCAGGUUGCUUGCAGCCUGGAGACAUGAACUCCUCGUCCACCAGCGAGGACUGUCUGUACCUGAACGUCUUUGUCCCAGCUGGCACCAGGGGGGGGGCAGCAGUCCUGGUCUUCUUCCACAACCCGUCUGGAGCCGACGGAUCACCCCUGUUGGACGGAUCCUACCUGGCUGCCAUCGGCAACAUUGUCGUGGUUACCGUCAACACCAGGGUGGCCUCGUUUGGAUUCCUCAGCACAGGCUCCGGCGUCGUCCCUGGGAACGCGGGUCUCUGGGACCAAGUGGCGGCUCUAAAGUGGAUCCAGGAGAACGUCAGGGUGUUUGGAGGGGACCCGGGGCUGGUGACGGUUGGUGCCGAGCGGAGCGAAGCCGACGUGGCCAGCCUCCAUCUCACCUCUGCCUCCGCCUCGUCUCUCUUCCGUAGGAUGAUACUCAUGGGAGGAUCCGUGUUCUCCCCUGCCUCUGUGCUGAGUUCAUCAAAGGCCCAGAGACAGACGGAGGCUCUGGCCCAGGAGCUGGGAUGUCCCCUCUCCUCUUCCCCAGAACGGUUGGCCAGCUGCCUGAGAGCCGUCCCGGCACAGAUCCUGAAUGCAGCCCAGACCAAGUUGCUGGGUGUCAGUGGGCCCCUGCAGGCCUGGGGUCCCGUAGUGGAUGGGAUCUACGUCCAGGGCGACCCCUCUAUGGCCCUGAUGAACGGGGGCUUCCACAGAGUUGACCUCCUGCUGGGGUCCUCUGAAGAAGACGGCCUUAUCAGCAGGGCCAAGAGAAUCAAGAAAUUUGAAGAGCUACAGGGUCGAGCUGACAGCAAAACCGCUUUCUACGAAGCCCUGUCGAACUCUCUGGGUGGAGACGGGGCCAGUGCUUUGGUGAAGGAGGCUGCAACGUGGUUCUACUCCAUGCAGCAUUCUCCCACACCAGCUGGGUACAACCUCUUCUCACAGGCCUUAAACAAUGCAACCAGGGAUCUCUUUAUUGUGUGCCCCAUCAUCAAGAUGGCUGCCUUCUGGGCGGCUAACACCACAUCCAACGUUUUCAUGUACCACCUGCCUGAGGACACAGCCCAGACCAGCGUUGACCUGUCUGUGCCCCUGGAUGUCCAGUACGUGUUCGGCGUUCCCCACAGCCGCCUGACCUACGACCUGUUCACUCCCGCGGAGAGACGCCUCUCGUUGCAGAUGAUGAGCUACGCGGCCAACUUCAUCAAGUCUGGAAACCCCAACCAUCCUCUCAGCAGGUCGGGUGUGGCCUUCAGCGAGACGGUACUGCCCUCGUGGCCCGCCUUCCUGCCCCACCCUGAUGGAGGCAGCUACAUGGGGGUGGAGCCAGGCCUCCGGAAACACAGGGGCCUCCGCAGGGCCCAAUGCUCUUUCUGGGGAGACUACGUCCCCGCCCUGGGUGUCGCCACUGAGAAACUUUCACCUGCUCUAUUGGACAGAGAGUCUGACCAUCUGAGAUUCCCAACACAAGAUACGCCAAAGUUAUUUGUUGAUUUUCUGUCUACUGUUACCCAGAGCAACCCCAAAUCUGAGAAGGAUGCUUAUAAUUAGACAGUGACAUUAACAAUGAGCACCAUCUAAUCUGCUUUCAGGAAACACUAUUUGUACACUUUAUUAAGCCUUGUUGUAAUCUUGUGUUGUUAUCGUAUUUGUGUACUUCUAUUUGAAACAGGAACCACAGUUGUCUGUCCAUAAAUUCAAUAACUCAUAAUUGAACUACCUGUUAUAGUUUCCACAAUAGAAAUGAAAUCAACAAUAAAUUCAAUUUCA